Molecule: messenger RNA, 1353 nt
Organism: Medicago truncatula (barrel medic)
Lineage: Eukaryota; Viridiplantae; Streptophyta; Magnoliopsida; Fabales; Fabaceae
Product: UPF0481 protein At3g47200
Exons: 1
Coding region: 1-1353 (450 amino acids)
Source: RefSeq, a predicted model, not a curated record
AUGGAGUUACAACAAAAUGGUUUCAUUCAAAGUGAAAAUGAAAAUAGAGAGUUGAUAAUUCACAUGGAAAACAUGUUACAAAGUGUUGAACUUCCCUUAGUUUCACGUUGUUGUAUAUACAAAGUACCUCAAAAAAUCCGAAAACUCAACCAAGAAGCCUAUACUCCAACCAUUGUUUCCAUUGGUCCAUUUCACAAUGGAGACAAGAGGUUAGAAUCAAUGGAAGAUCUCAAAUUGAGGUACCUCAAGAGUUUUUUCUUAGAAAGGACUCAUAAGGGGUUAGGAGAUUGCAUUGGUUACAUCAAAAAAUCUGAAGAAAUCAUUAGAUCUUGUUACUCAGAAGCCAUUGAACAAACUAGUGAUGAUUUUGUUAAGAUUAUUUUAACCGAUGCUUGUUUUAUAAUUGAGUAUUUUCUUCGGUCGCUUGAGUGGCCACAAGAAGAUCCUUUGUUAUCCAAACCAUGGUUGAGGUGUGAUGUGAAGCUUGAUCUCAUAUUACUUGAAAAUCAGCUUCCUUGGUUUGUUCUUGAAGACUUGUUCAACCUAACAGAACCUAGUUGCAUCGAUGGCGAGGUUUCUUCAUUUUUUGAUGUUGCUUUUCAUUAUUUUAAGGUUCAUUUCCUGCAGAGUAUAUUGCCUAAUGAAACAAAUAACAAGAACUUCACUAUCAAUUAUUUUCAUGAGCACUAUCAACAAUAUAUAAUGAAACCGGAUCAAGUUAGUAUGCAAUUACAUAACCUCACUGAUCUGUUAAGAGUAUUUUACUUGCCACCUGAUAUGCUACCAAAGAGGGAAAAACAAAUAGUGAAGCAUUUGUUUAGUGCAAGCCAGUUAGUAGAAGCAGGUGUAAAACUCCAUGUUGGUCAAGAUUACCAAAGUGUACUUGAGUUAAAAUUUGCAAAGGGCGCGCUUACAAUACCGAGAUUCGAAGUUUGUCACUGGACUGAGACGCUUUUAAGGAAUGUAGUUGCGUUCGAGCAAUGUCAUUAUCCGUUUCAGACUUACAUAACUGAUUAUACAAUCCUGUUGGAUUUCUUGAUUGAUACAAGUCAAGAUGUUGAUAAACUUGUUGAGAAGGGAAUAAUGAUUAACACAUUGGGUGAUAGCAAUGCAGUUGCUAAAAUGAUUAACAAUCUUUGCCUUAAUGUUGUUCAGGAAAAUAUCAAUGGCGGUUAUAUUUCGCUAUGCAGAAAAUUGAAUUGCUUUUAUGAGGACCCUUCUCAUAAAUAUAAGGCAAUCUUCAUACAUGAUUACUUCAGCACUCCUUGGAAAAUAACAUCUUUUGCAGCUGCAAUUGUGCUACUACUGCUUACUCUAAUUCAAGCUACAUGUUCUAUUAUCUCAUUAUUUUAG